Molecule: messenger RNA, 3498 nt
Organism: Tachysurus vachellii
Lineage: Eukaryota; Metazoa; Chordata; Actinopteri; Siluriformes; Bagridae
Gene: slc2a1a
Product: solute carrier family 2 member 1a
Exons: 10
Coding region: 220-1698 (492 amino acids)
Biological process (GO): monosaccharide transmembrane transport; response to insulin
Cellular component (GO): basolateral plasma membrane; apical plasma membrane
Molecular function (GO): hexose transmembrane transporter activity
Source: RefSeq, a predicted model, not a curated record
UUUCAAACAGAAAGAAGUGAGGAGAGAGAAAGACAGCUUCCAGGAUGGCGAUGGGGAAAAAAAUAUAAUUAACGGAUAUCGAUUAUUUCUUUAUUGUGCUUAUUUUAAAAAAAUAGCGCCGAUUUUAUUGAACUGAUUUUAUUGUUAAGGAAAAAGAGAUAGGACUUUUUUACUCUAUAAAUAAGAUCAUCAGUAUUUAUUCCUAAUAAACUCCUCACGAUGGACUCGAACAGAAAGCAAAUGACGUUGCCGCUAAUGAUGUCCGUCGGGACAGCAGUAAUCGGCUCUUUACAGUUCGGCUAUAACACAGGAGUCAUUAAUGCACCUCAAGUGAUCAUCGAGGACUUCUACAAUGAGACAUGGUAUGCUCGGUAUUCUGAACACAUCCCUCCAAACUCCCUCACUACUCUCUGGGCCAUUUCUGUCGCCAUCUUUUCUGUAGGAGGUAUCUUCGGCUCUUUCUCUGUAGGACUGUUUGUCAAUCGUCUGGGCAGGAGGAACUCGAUGCUUGUGGCUAAUAUCCUAGCAUUUGUAGCAGCUGCUUUAAUGGGCUUCUCUAAGCUGGCUGCAUCCUGGGAGAUGCUGAUCUUUGGUCGGUUUGUUGUGGGUCUUUACUCCGGUCUGUCUACAGGCUUUGUGCCCAUGUACGUAGGCGAAAUUGCUCCGACCGCUUUGCGUGGGGCAUUGGGCACUCUGCAUCAGUUGGGUAUUGUCAUAGGCAUCCUGAUGGCACAGGUCUUUGGAAUUGAGUCUAUUAUGGGAAAUGCAACAAUGUGGCCUUUCUUGCUGGGCUUCACCUUCAUCCCAGCCUUGAUUCAGUGUGCCCUGCUGCCUUUCUGUCCAGAAAGCCCUCGCUUCCUGCUCAUCAUCCAGAAUGAAGAGAACAAAGCCAAGACUGUUCUGAAGAAGCUUCGGGGCACUGAGGAUGUUGGCGAUGACAUUCAGGAGAUGAAGGAGGAGAGCAGGCAGAUGAUGAGGGAGAAAAAAGUGACGAUCAUGGAAUUGUUCCGGUCUCCACUUUAUCGCCAGCCAAUUCUCGUCGCUGUCAUGCUGCAGAUGUCACAGCAGUUCUCUGGCAUCAACGCUGUAUUUUACUACUCUACUAGCAUUUUCAAGAAAGCAGGAGUGUCUCAGCCGGUCUAUGCAACCAUUGGUGCUGGAGUCGUGAACACUGUAUUCACCGUAGUCUCUCUGUUUGUGGUGGAGCGAGCAGGACGAAGAUCCUUGCACCUCAUUGGGCUUAUGGGAAUGGCUGUGUCUGCUGUUUGCAUGACCAUUGCCAUGGCACUGACUGAACAAGUCCCAGCCCUUUCAUAUGUCAGCAUUGUCGCUAUCUUUGUUUUUGUGGCCUUCUUUGAGAUCGGACCUGGUCCAAUUCCAUGGUUCAUUGUGGCUGAACUUUUUAGUCAAGGCCCCCGACCUGCUGCUUUCGCUGUGGCCGGUUUCUCCAACUGGACGGCAAAUUUCAUAGUAGGAAUGGGCUUCCAGUAUGUGGAGCAACUGACAGGCCCCUAUGUCUUCAUCAUCUUCACCGUGUUGUUGCUCAUUUUCUUCAUCUUCACCUACUUCAAGGUGCCUGAGACUAAGGGCCGGACAUUUGAUGAGAUCUCAGCAGGGUUCCGGCAGAAUGCGGGCUCCGGUGCAGAGAAGUACGGCCCACAUGAACACAACAUUCUGGGCGCAGACUCGCAGCUUUAAGCUCUGCGUUUUACUCCCACACUGCCUAAGUGGCUCUCUAUAAAGCUCUGAUAACAUACUGUAGAGUGUGCUGCAACACCCACUUUCAGAUAGAUGUGUUUGUCUAUCGACAAGAUAGGAAUCCUGUGACUGACUCCUGUUUGUGUGUCUCUUUUUAUUUCUUAGAACAAUGAGAGUAGCAUCUUUGUCUGCCAUUUGUGAUUCUUUUUUUUUUUUAACAAUUGCACUAUCACUGUGCAAUCACUGACCACUUGCAUUGCCUACUGACACAGAUGUACACAUUGGAUACACACCUGCAUAACACUGUUGUUUAUUUAUACUAUUCCAUCUGUCUGAAUGUAUCUUGACCUUUUAAAAAUUCAUUUUAAAAAUUAAUUAACGUGGGCUAAGACUCUGGCUAUUAAGAAGUUAGUUAUAGCAGUUCCAUCAUCACUACACUGUGCACAAGCUUCAGAAUCUGAAUAUCAUUGAUGUGAUAUCAGUGAAAUUCAUUCAUUCUUCUGUUCAUCCUGAGUAAGCACUUUAUCAUGGUCAGGAUCAUACUGGAUCCGAAGACUAUCACAGGAAAGCUGGGUCUAAUGUUGAGAAUAGAUCUUGGAUAGGAAUCCUGUCUAUCACAAGGUAACAUCCACACACACACACUCAUUCACAGCUGGGGUAAUUCAGUGCAGCCAAAAUACCUACAAGCAUGUUUUAGAAGAUGUUUUAGCUUUCUAUUCAUUUUUACUAAUAUCACUAAGUUUUUAAUUUAUUGGCAGAUAUAUUUCCUUGUUUCAAGAAAUAAAUGUAAGAAAUUAGUGAAAUUAUGAACUUGACAAGAAAUUUCACGAAGUGGACUUCAUUUCAAUGGUUUAUUGAUUUAUUGUUCAGGAUGUUUUUGGUGGACAUGAUUGAAACAAGUUUUCUUUUUGUCAAAGGAAUUCCAUGCAUUCUAAAAUGUUGUCAAUUUAUCCUAAUCCCUGAAAUGUCUGUAAGAUUUUAUAUUACAUGCCUUUAAAUUUAUAACACAAACUAUUGUCAUUUUAAUUACAUUGUCCUAACAGUAGCCUCAGGUGCAAUACAGAAUGAAUAAUAUUGGCACCAGCCUCCAUAAAAGAGAACCUUUGGAUUUGAUCCAUCAGUAGAACUAGUUUUGUUGGCAACAAUUCCACCACAUUUACACAAGGUAAAACAGAAUGUACAUUGAAACCAGAUGUAUUCAUGAGGAGGCUGUUCAAAAACAUCUAUGCCGGCUUAUACCAAAAAAUUGGGCUACUGAGUUUUAUGCUAUUUAGUUUUUAAAACCUACUUCACCCAUCUUUCAUCAUGCGUUGAAUAAAGUCCAAACAUUUUUUCUCUGCUGUUGUCUAACUGAGAAUAUUUCUCAAACAUGUUGCAUUAACCACUCAGCUUCACCCAGGUGAUUAAUUUGCAUUUACUUAAGUUCAGUCCAGCAGAAAGAUUCUGACUUUGACAUAGAAGCAAAGCUUAAUGAAUUUAUUUUCUGACAUUAUGUGACAUGAUAUUUGAAAGCUCUCUGUAUGUUUGGUAAAUCUUAUGACAAGGUUAAACCAUGGGUUCUGAAUGCUACAAAACUACACAUGCCACUGUGAAGCUGAAGUCACUCUCUCUUUGCUUUCAUUUGGACUCAUUUGGACCAGGCACCUUUUGCUCCAUGCUUCUGAGUUGAUUGUGCAGUUGUUUAGUUUCUAUUUCAUUUCUUUCUGCCAGACUUGUAUAUUUAGAAGAAUAACCCCACAUAACUGAUGUAAAAGUUCCACACAUUUAAUACACAAAUUAUAUCAUCAUAUAUAUAUAUAA